AUGCCCCAGGGUCCAGACCCCACCGGCUUCCGCUGCUACUGUGUGCCAGGCUUCCAGGGCCCACGCUGCGAGCUGGACAUCAAUGAGUGUGCAUCCCGGCCAUGCCACCACGGGGCCACCUGCCACAACCUGGCAGAUCGCUACGAGUGCCACUGCUCCCUUGGCUACACAGGCUACAGCGGAGAGCGGUGCGAGGUGGACGAAGACGAGUGUGCCUCGAACCCCUGCCAGCAUGGGGGCCAGUGCCUGCAGCGCUCCGAGCCAGCCCUCUAUGGGGGCACCCAGUCCACCUUCCCUGGUGCCUUCAGUUUCCGCCACGCAGCUGGCUUCCUGUGCCGUUGCCCACCAGGCUUUGAGGGGGACGACUGCGGUGUGGACGUGGAUGAGUGCGCCUCACAGCCCUGCGUCUCCGGAGGCCGCUGCCAGGACCUGCCCAAUGGCUUCAAGUGCCACUGCCCUGAUGGAUACACAGGCCUGACAUGCCAGGAAGACGUGGACGAAUGCCUGUCGAAGCCCUGCCUCCAUGGUGGCACCUGUGAUGACACCAUAGCGGGCUACAUCUGCUGGUGCCCAGAGAGCUGGGGUGGGCACGACUGUUCUGUGCAGCUCACCGGCUGCCAGGGCCAUACCUGCCCACCAGCUGCCACAUGCAUCCCCAUCUUUGAGUCUGGGGCCCACAGUUAUGCCUGCCACUGCCCUCCAGGUACCCAUGGACCUUUCUGUGGCCAGAACACCACCUUCUCCGUGGCAGCUGGGAGUAUGGUGGAGGCAUCCGUGCCAGCAGACAGCCCCCUGGGGCUGAGCCUGCGGUUUCGCACCACGUUGCCUGCUGGUAGCUUGGCCACUCGCACGGACACCCAGAGCAGCCUGCAGCUGGCUCUGGUGGGGGCCACACUUCAGGCCACACUCAGGAGCCAUGGUGUCACUGUGCUCAUCCUGAGGUUGCCAGAGCUGGCCCUAAACGAUGGCCACUGGCACCGGGUGGAAGUGACACUCCACCUUGGGACCUUAGAGCUGCGGCUCUGGCACGAAGGCUGCCCUGCCCGCCUCUGUGUGGCCUCUGGUCCUGCAGCCCUAGCGCCGAGCUCUUCAAUCGCUCUGUCGCCUGCCGGACUCUGCUCCACCCAGCUGGGAGGUGCGGCCUUUGCCGGCUGCCUCCAGGAUGUACGUGUGGAUGGGCGCCUCCUGCUGCCGGAAGUGCUUGGCAAGCAUGUCAUGCAGGGCUGCCAGCGCCAGGAACAGUGCCAGCCUCUGCCUUGUGCCCAUGGAGGGGCCUGCACGGACUUAUGGACUGACUUCCAUUGUGACUGUCCUCGGCCUUACAGUGGCCCCACAUGCACUGAUGAGGUUCCUGCUGCCACCUUUGGCUUGGGGGGCACUGUGAGCUCUGCUGCCUUCCUGCUCCCUGCGCCCCCUGGCCCCAAUCUCACAGUGUCCUUCCUCCUCCGCACCCGGGAGCCUGCGGGCCUGCUGCUCCAGUUUGCCAAUGCCUCGGCCACCGACCUGACAGUGUUCCUGAGCGGGGGGCAGAUUCAGGCCGAGGUGCCAGGCCAGCCUGUCCUGGAGCUGCCUGGACGCUGGAAUGAUGGGCUUCGCCACCUGGUGACGCUCAGCUUUGGGCCUGACCAGCUGCAGAACCUGGGGCAGUGGGUGCAUGUGGGGGGCAGGCUUCUCCCUGCUGACUCCCAGCCCUGGGGUGGGGCUUUCCGAGGCUGCCUCCAGGACCUGCAACUCAACGGCCACCACCUUCCCUUCUUCCCACGGUCGGUGGCCAACUCAAGUGAGGCCAGCACAGUGGGCGGCGGGCAGACCUGGAACCUCACUGAGGGCUGUGUCUCAGAGGACACGUGCAGUCCCGACCCAUGUCUCAAUGGUGGGACAUGCCUGGUCACCUGGAAUGACUUCCAUUGUACCUGCCCUGCCAACUUCACAGGGCCCACAUGUGCCCAGCAGCUGUGGUGCCCUGGUCAGCCCUGCCUCCCACCUGCCAUGUGCGAGGAGGUCCCUGAUGGCUUCGUCUGUGUGGCUGAGACCACGUUCCUCGAGGGUCCACCUGCCGAGUUCAGUGGACACAACCUGUCCGCGGCACGCACUUUCGGCAGCCUCUCCCUGACCUUCCGUACGCCACGCUGCAGGUUGCCUGUCUUGCCAGAAGAAUGUGGCCUCAACGUCACCUGCCUUAAUGGUGGUCGGUGUGAGGUGGGGCCCUGGGGCUCUAACUGCAGUUGUCAGGAGGGCUUUGCUGGCCGGAGGUGUCAGAUCCCUCCCCUCCCCUGUGAUGCCAACCCCUGUCUGAAUGGGGGCACCUGCCGGGCAGCUGGUGGGGAGUAUGAAUGUAUCUGCGGCACCACCUUCUCGGGCCAGUUCUGCGAAGUGGUGAAGGGCCUGCCCCGACCGCCGCCGUUCCCCUUCCUGGAAGUGGCAGUGCCUGCAGCUUGUGCCUGCCUGCUGCUCCUUCUUCUGGGCCUCCUCUCAGGGAUCCUGGCAGCCAGGAAGCGCCGCCAGUCAGAGGGCACCUACAGCCCGAGCCAGCAGGAAGUGGCUGGGGCCCGCCUGGAGAUGGACAGUGUCCUCAAGGUGCCACCGGAGGAGAGACUUAUCUAGACAUGACUGUGGUUCCGGCGCCCACGGCCUCCUCUGUGGGCCAUUUGCACCUGGAGUCCCAAGGAGCCUGUGGAAAGUGGGUCACCCUUUCUGACCCUCUGGGAGCGGCUUCAGGUCCAGGACACCUGCUGGGGAAGUGCCCCCUUGCUGGCAGCCCCUCCUUCGGCCCCACUGGGGACUGAAGAAAGAGGGUAGCUCAGGGUAGCAGCGCCGGCCAGGCGGGGUCCGGGCAUCACCAUCAGACCCACCAAGUUCUGCCUGGGCAGGUGACAGGUGGGGCACACGUGAGCCCGCACAUGCAUGCUCCAGUGUAUGUGAGCAUCUGGAUUGGGGGUGUAUGUAUGUCUGUGAGCAGGUAGGUCUGCACUGACCUGCGAGCUCUUGGCAGGGCUUGAGGUGUGGCCACACCUUUGGUGUGCAUGUGUGUGGGUGGGAGAUUGUGACUGUGUAGUGGCAGUCCCACGGAGGAGGUGGCUGCCCUCCGGGGCAACCUUCACCACUUGGGGGCAAGGGCAGUCCAAGACUAGGCAUUCUCCAGGGGGUCAGGCCAGGGCUUGGCCGGCCACGAAGGCCCCUGCUCCCGAGUUUUCACUCUAGGCUGCCAUCAGAGGCAGGGGGAACCCCUGGUGCGUGGAACUGGUUUCUUGCGGACCAGUCUGGGCUCUGGGCUCGUUACUACCUCCAAGCCUGGGAAGGGCAGCCCCUGCCUACCUCACAGGGCUGUUGUGAGGGCCAGAAAGACCAACAAUGAGAAAGAACCAGGAAGUCGCUCAACCCUGAUCUGAUGUGAA
Echinops telfairi (small Madagascar hedgehog) is the source of this 3395-nucleotide messenger RNA. It is a transcript of the gene CRB2, whose product is annotated as crumbs cell polarity complex component 2. The transcript is spliced from 11 exons. Gene Ontology annotation, biological process: establishment or maintenance of epithelial cell apical/basal polarity; heterophilic cell-cell adhesion. The record is from RefSeq and is a predicted model, not a curated record. Gene Ontology annotation, cellular component: protein-containing complex; plasma membrane. The coding region runs from base 1 to 2604 and encodes 867 amino acids. Gene Ontology annotation, molecular function: calcium ion binding. Lineage: Eukaryota; Metazoa; Chordata; Mammalia; Afrosoricida; Tenrecidae.